This is a messenger RNA of Zymoseptoria tritici IPO323, 2113 nucleotides long. RefSeq lists its product as uncharacterized. The coding region runs from base 86 to 2113 and encodes 675 amino acids. The transcript has a single exon. Gene Ontology annotation, molecular function: oxidoreductase activity. The record is from RefSeq and is a predicted model, not a curated record. Lineage: Eukaryota; Fungi; Ascomycota; Dothideomycetes; Mycosphaerellales; Mycosphaerellaceae.
GACUCUUCUCACUCUCAGGCUUCUGUUCAUGUGUGCUCCACUUUGAGCACGUUUACAUUCGUUCUACCAGCAGCACCACUCGCUCAUGCUGCUCGAUAUGAAGCUCCUUUCCGUUGUUUCUUUGCUUUCUUUGGCCUGCACUUCCGUGCUGGCUGCUCCUUUGGACCAUGAAGACCACAGCAAUUUGGUGGAACGCCAAUCUGGCAUUGUCGUGGUCACCGGCCCGCCAGGAAACAUUGAACCCCGAUUUGAGAUGCGUGAUCUGAAGGCGAAAAGACCGGAACAGUGGACGCUCUUCAUUCUCGCAAUGGACCGAUUCAAAAAACAGUCACAGGGCAGCUCGACCUCAUACUUUGGCAUUUCGUCCAUUCACGGUGUGCCCAGGACGAACUACAACGGUGUCGGGCAGUGCAGCUCAUGCGGCGGUACUGAUGGAUACUGCACACACGACUCGAUACUCUUUCCCGCCUGGCACCGUGUCUACACCGCUCUCUUCGAGCAGGAAUUCAUCAAGAUCGCUAAGAACGUUGCCAACUCCUUUCCAGCCUCGAGAAGACGAAAGUAUGUCGAUGCGGCCAACAGGAUUCGCUUUCCAUACUGGGACUGGGCGAUGCCUACCUCAAACGGCCGUCCGGCGCUACCGCGUAUGCUCAGCGACUUCUCCGUGACGGUCGACACACCAAACGGCCGACGGACGAUCGACAAUCCUCUCUUCCGCUACGAAUUUACGGACACCAGCGGUCUGGUAUACACCCCCUUCCUUACAUGGCGACGAACCUACCGCUGGCCGAGGGACAACAGCGUCAACGCCGUCAGCAACAACCAACAAUGCGGCCUUGCCUUUAGCCAGGUUCACCAGAGUCUUGCAGACCAGGUCUACAGCCUUCUCACGCAGUGCUCCAGCUACCCAGACUUCAGCAACGACGACUCUCGCGCUAGCUCGAGGCAAUGCUCGACCAGCCUGGAAGACCUCCACAACCUUAUCCACAUAACUGCCGGUGGCCCGGGAGGUAACGGAUUCUCUGGUGGACAUAUGACAUACCUCCCGUUGGCUGCUCACGACCCCAUGUUCUGGGUACACCACGCCAUGGUCGACCGCAUAUUCGCCCUCUGGCAGAUGAUCAACCCCAACGCGUACGGAGGCUCCCAAGUGGCUCCACACAGCACGUGGACAAUCCCGCAGGGCUCUACACAGGACGAGAACUCGCCAUUGAUGCCAUUCUACCGCGACACCAGAGGAAACUUCUGGACGAGCAACUCGGUCCGUGACUGGGCCAACACAUUCCGCUACACUUAUCCGGAGAUUGCGGGUGGCCGCAACGGCGUUAUCGCGGCAGUCAACAGACUUUACGGCCCCAAUGCCGCGAACCGCAAGCGUGAUGCCGCGCCUCAGGUCGGUAGCAUUCUCCAGGGCAUCGGCGGAACUCCCAGCAACUCAGCAGACAAGAGUGCCAACAGCGAUACUUCCAACGCUGCUACUCCUAAUAAUGCUGCACCAGCCGGCGGUGCUGUCGGUGGCCUCGUAGGCGGUGUCACUGCUACUGUUAGCGGAACCAUCAGCGGCACCGUCAGCGAUGUGCUCUCCGGCAACCCCUUCGCGGCCGCCAACGGUAGCCACUUCCAGUACGCCGCCAACAUCCAAACACCUCGCUACGUUCUGGGAGGUUCCUAUCAGAUCUUCUGCUUCAACGGAGAUCCAACCAUCGAGGACCCCACGCAGUGGAUCUUCGCGAACAACCUCAUCGGUACAAUGGGCGUCUUGGCCAAGGAAGGCAUGGAAGACAGUCCGGUGGUCAUCAGUGGCUCGAUCCCUCUCACGCGGGCCCUGCAAUCGUCCGUCAACACUCAAGGCGGCCUCCUCUCCAACCUGGCAGAAGCUCUCGUCGUGCCAUUCCUGGGAAUGAACCUGAAGUGGAGAAUCUGCGGUCCCAAAGGAGAGAACAUCGACCCAGCCACCCUCCCAGGCUUCGUCUUCGAGGUCGUCACGACCACCUACCAGCCACCGGCCAGCAGUGAGGAGCUCCCAAUCUUCUCCGACUUUGUACCUCUACUGGAUGUCACAUCGGGCAAACCAGGAGGUGCGAACGAGUCACUCUCGCCGCCUUCGUAUUAG